GUACUGCCCGGCAUUCACACGUGACACACCCUCCCCACGCGUCAACCUCGCGAUUUCCAUCUCCACUUUCCAUGCCCCGAAACACCAAAAACAUUUCCCAAACACGAGCGAGCGAGCAUUCCAACAAAACAAAACGAAACAAGACAAUCCACCGAUUAAAACUUCGCAUCUGUCUUGCAUCAACAGAAACCCAUCGAUUUGCCGAUUAAAAAGUCUCUUCUUUUCGCACCAUGCUCCAAAAGAAAAUGUCAUGACACCCCCUUCAUCUGCCGUCGCGCCGGCCCUCUUACCGCCAAAUCUCUAUAGUCUCUCACCUACCAUCCACAAAUGGUGUGCGUUGCGCUGUGCGGAUAUCGUUUCUUUGACUACUAGGGGUGUUUAUUUUGAAGAUAAACUAAUUCACCACUACCUCAACCAUCCCAUCCGCUACAUUAAACUCAUCGGGCUCAUCGUCUCCAUCGAUACCUUUGCCCGUCGUCGCGUUUACACUAUCGAUGACUCAAGCGGGGCAUGCAUCGAAUGCGUUGCACUCCUACCACUCCCAUCCCCAGAGACUCCCCAAGCCCCUCCCAGCAAGCCCUCCAGCAGCCCUUCCAUCUCGACGCCCCAAAUCCCCUGGGACGACAUCUCGGAAUGCAAAGUCGUGCGGAUUCUGGGAAUCGUGGAUUCAUACAUGCAGGUUCCGCAAUUGCAGAUUGUGAAGAUGGGGAUUGUGGGGAGUACGGAUGUGGAGAGGAAGUGGUGGGAUGAGUGUCGGGGGUUGAAAGAUCCGGAGAUGGGGAUUUUGGGUAGGGAAUGGGUGGUGGGGAGGGAGGAGAUGGAGAGGUGGAAGAGGAGGGAGAGGAGGAGGAAGGCGAGGGAGGAGGAGAAGAGGGGAGGGGGGAGAGAUGGGCGUGCGGUGAAGAUGAAAAUGAAGGUUGGUAGUGGUAGCAGGAGAAGAGAGGAUACCGAGAGAGUUGAAGAGGAGCGAGAGCUGGCGAGCAAAAAAAUUAUAAACUCCCAACCACGUUCUUCAACCAUCAACUCCAAUCCCACCUCCACCACCACCUCCAAGCCCAACCCCUCUCGCGCUCCCCACGAAACCUCCCCCAACAAACCUCUCCCCCGUCCGCCCAUCCGCAAAAGAUUCAUACCCACGAUCGUCCCCGACCUAUCCAACUACGACACCUUCGGCUAUUAAUCAUAAUCCACACCUUUCCAGCACGAAGGAGAACCCUUCCAAGAAAGGAAAUUGAAAAGCGCAAAAGAGAUCCCCGAGCCA
This is a messenger RNA of Botrytis cinerea B05.10, 1261 nucleotides long. RefSeq lists its product as hypothetical. NCBI's taxonomy places the organism in Eukaryota, Fungi, Ascomycota, Leotiomycetes, Helotiales, Sclerotiniaceae. Bases 251 to 1180 code for a protein of 309 amino acids. The transcript is spliced from 2 exons. The record is from RefSeq and is a predicted model, not a curated record.